Molecule: messenger RNA, 432 nt
Organism: Xyrichtys novacula (pearly razorfish)
Lineage: Eukaryota; Metazoa; Chordata; Actinopteri; Labriformes; Labridae
Source: the annotation of a GenBank genome assembly
AUGAGGAAGGCAAAAAGAAACCUAAGAGAGAGGAAAAAUGGACCAAGACUGAGAGACAAUGGUCUAAAAACAAGUAUCAACAGUAUGACAGAGUCAGUGGGAGAAAUAUGGGGUCCCAGCCAGGCGGAGCAGGUCCCAGACCAGUUGACUGGGACUGGUUGUGCUACAGAGGAGGUGGAAGAGGAGGGCUCUGGGUGGAGACGAGUGAAGUUCCCAUGCCCUGGAGGCCUCUGGGGAGUUGUGGUGGCAGAUGUGACGUCUGGGCCGAGCCUCCCUCUGUUCCUUCAUCUCUGCUCCAUGUCCUUUCCUCCCUGGUCUCAUGGCUUCCUCUCUGUGCUCAUCUGCCGCUUCAAAUCUAUCACUCUGCCUCUACUUCUCCACAACAGACAAAAACACAACAGACCCCAAGCUGACAGACCCAAUCUUUUCUGA